UUAAUAAAAUCUUUAUGAGCACAGUAUUUUAUUAACAAUUAAUAAACAUAAUAUGGCCCAAGCUUAUGAUAGUUAUUACAAUGAUUAUCAUAAAAAUGCUGAACUACAGCAAAAUUUAAAGUACAAGAAAAAAUACCGAAAACUUAAGAGGAUCGUGAAAAAUACUGUAUUUGAAAACGCAGCACUAUGUGAUCAAGUUGCACAUAUGCAAGAAAAUUUGAUGUUGGUUAAAGAGGAGAGGCUGUUUCUUCUACGUAAAUUAUGCCAACAACAGGGAGAGAUGGAAUCUAACUCGACAAGUUUAGCUCGUUCACAAACAAGUAAUGCGAAUUCACCAUCACUUAAUCCAGAAUGUACUACGCCCAAAAAAACAAUAAAGAAGAGAGCAUCCACGGAUGGAUCAGAAUCGAAAAAUAAGACAAAAAGGUAUAACAAAACUGCUAGAAGAUUGGUACAAUUGAUUCCAUUGGAUGUACAUGGAAGACCAUUAUUUCCUAUAGCCUUGGGAGAUCUUACAAUAUAUUCUCUUGGUGAUGUGGUAUCAGACAGAAUCGCAUAUCACACAGAAGAACUUAUAUUUCCAGUAGGUUAUUGCAGUACAAGAGUAUACGCAAAUUUGAGAGAUCCAAGAACAAAGAGUUUAUAUACCUGCAAGAUAUUAGAUGGUGGUCCAAAACCUAGAUUUGAAAUAGUAUCUGAUAAUGAUCUGGAUCAACCAUUAGUUGGAUCCAGUCCUGACGAAUGUCACUUAAAAUUAUUGGCAGCAAUUUCUCCAGUGCUUUGUACGAUAGUGCCAAAGGGUGCAGAUUUUUUUGGAAUUUCUCAUCCUACUAUACAAAACCUAAUCCAAAGUUCUCCAGGAACACGUAAAUUGGCAAUGUAUAAACAACAACGUUUUGAAGUAAGCAAAAAUCAUAUACAUCUGCAUGUUGAUCGAGCUGCAAGUCCAGUAACAGAAACAGAAACUGAUCCAGGAUUAGGCUUUGCGGCAUUACACAGGCAUUAUGCUUUGAAUUCUUAUAGAGUGAAAGAAGAACCUUCAGAUCACGAUCUAUUAGCACUUCAAGAUCUCCUCGCAUAAUUAUUAGUAUAAUAUAAAGUAACAAACAAUUUGUAUUAAAAUAAAAAGUUAACAAGGCAUCCAUAAAAAUUAAUAUUUUGAUUACAAUUUUUUUCGCCGCAAUAUAUUGAUGUCAUAGAAAAACGUUAAAAUGUUAUAAGGUGAAACUUUUGGCAAGUCGUGAUAAGUAAAGAUAUAUAGAAUAUAAA
Molecule: messenger RNA, 1269 nt
Organism: Atta colombica
Lineage: Eukaryota; Metazoa; Arthropoda; Insecta; Hymenoptera; Formicidae
Product: transforming growth factor beta regulator 1
Exons: 5
Coding region: 53-1081 (342 amino acids)
Biological process (GO): regulation of cell cycle
Cellular component (GO): nucleus
Source: RefSeq, a predicted model, not a curated record